This is a messenger RNA of Gavialis gangeticus (Gharial), 2164 nucleotides long. RefSeq names its product cerebellin 1 precursor (gene CBLN1). Gene Ontology annotation, cellular component: glutamatergic synapse; synaptic cleft. The transcript is spliced from 4 exons. Lineage: Eukaryota; Metazoa; Chordata; Crocodylia; Gavialidae. Bases 1 to 420 code for a protein of 139 amino acids. The record is from RefSeq and is a predicted model, not a curated record. Gene Ontology annotation, molecular function: protein binding.
AUGACGGUGAUGUGGAAUAUCCCUCAUCAGGAAUCAGUAUGUGAUGAUGUUCUGGAGUUGCAGUUUUGUGCCAUCCAUGCAAAAUUAAUUCUGUCCUUGCAGGUACUAGUGAAUAUCGGCAGCAACUUCGACUCGGAGCGGAGCACGUUCAUCGCGCCGCGGAAGGGGAUUUACAGCUUUAACUUCCACGUGGUGAAGGUCUACAACCGGCAAACCAUCCAGGUGAGUUUGAUGCUAAAUGGGUGGCCAGUGAUUUCUGCCUUUGCAGGGGACCAGGAUGUGACCCGAGAAGCUGCCAGCAAUGGAGUCCUGAUUCAAAUGGAGAAAGGCGACAGAGCUUAUCUAAAACUGGAGAGGGGAAACUUGAUGGGCGGCUGGAAGUACUCGACUUUCUCUGGAUUUCUAGUGUUCCCCCUUUAAACGACGGAUCCCCCAAGCCAGAGCGCGGGCAGCGAGCCAGAGCAUUUCUUACACCUCCCCCAAUUGUAGCUGGGUGUAAAGAGCCUUGGACAGCAAACUUUGUACGGCCAAAUAGGAAAGAGGCUAAAUCCUGCUUAGGUUUGUGUCCAUCUGCUUUGAAGAAUUUUUUUUUGUUGGCGUGGUUGCAGCCGACAGACAGGAGACGCUGCAAUCGCUCCCACCGCCGUGUCCGCCUCUUUCUCCCCCGCAUUAGUUCAGCUGAACGUGGCCCUCGUGCCCCCGCCACCUCCCCCGGUUCUCCAGGCCGCUUCGACCUUCAGUAUUUGCAUUGUCCCUCACCACGUUUUGUGGGUUUGUUUUUAAAAUAUGUCACUCGCGACUCUUGCUCUGAGUUAAAAAAAAAAAAGCAAAACAAAAAACAAAAAACAACGAAGUAUUUUUUGAAUCUGUGGGUGCCACGAUGAGAGAGAAAAUGCAAAUCUUGCUGUAACCUGGCUGACAAACGUAAACGGAAGAACUAUUCCCAGCCAAGGCUGACUAGAGUACUUAAAUAUUUCUAUGUAAUUCUGAGUGAUUGUGAAAUUUAAGGCUGCUAAAUGUUUUGAUGCUUGUUUUGCUCUUGUACAAUGUGGCCCGACUAAACGCCAGGAAGUAUAUUGAACUUUUACUAUUACUCUGUAAUAUAUGUGUGAAUAUCGGAAAUUAAUUUUUGCUUUAAUUGAAUAAAGUUUAAAUGGGACUUUUAUUUUUUUUAAACAGAAAUAGGGUUUUUCUCAAUGCAGUUAUUGGCCCUUUACCAGGCGUAGGACCAGGUGGGGAAGCUGCAGGAACAACCAGGUGCGCGGGACUGCUGGCCGUCGGGACCGUAGGUGCGGGACAAUGGACGCGGGAAAGCGAGAGCGGCGUGACAUGGCCCCGGUGCAAGUGAGUCCCGCCCUGUUGGAAACACGAGCCAGUCGUCCCCGGCCUGGCGCGGCGCAGCCGGCCCCGGCGAGGCCCCGGCGGAGAUGAACGCGGCUCCCGCUGGCAGCCCUCGCCCCAGGCUUACACCUUCGCCUAGAAAGCAAAGCGCGUCCAUGCAGCCCUCGAGCAGGGCCGGAGUAGCCUGCCCCGCUCGCAGCAGUCGGUUGCGCCAGGGUUAGGGUGUUUACAGCCUUUAUAAGAUGGAAAUGCGGGAAUGGGUCAGCGCUCCAGGACGUGGCGGCUGGUGUUGCUGGAAGGAUGGCGCGCGUGACCAAGCCCAGAGCUCACUAAAGCGGGGGCAGAAACCCCGCCUGGCGGGUCCGCAGGGCAGCUGGGGCACAGCGGCCCGGGCGGAGCGCGGCGUCCUUCUCCGGCCGCUCUCAGCUCGCCCGGCUGCCACGCGGGCAACAUCUUGUGGCUCUUUUAAACCCCAGGUUCCAGGAAGGGAUUUAAUUAGCUCCUAGGGGGAAAAUUACUAGUAGCAUAAUAAGCAAAGCUGCUUCAUUUAUUCACAGUUUUUGUCUCGGUAAUAAUCUGCUAGAAGGGGUGGGGGAACCUCCCCCGAGUGCAGGUAGCACCUGCUCUUUUUCAGGUCGCUUGUUUUUUUGGAGACCUUGAACCCAGCCCAGAGAUGUGUCUUCUUCUUGUAAGGAGGGCAAGCGAGUUCACAGCGGAGGGGGGCUGGCAACAGGAGAUGGGUCAUGAAUUUGCUUUCUGAAUGUCGAUGGUAUGAUGAUAUUCGUGGUCUCUUCUUUUCAAAUAAAACACAUCGAUGACUUGA